Molecule: messenger RNA, 690 nt
Organism: Leishmania mexicana MHOM/GT/2001/U1103
Lineage: Eukaryota; Euglenozoa; Kinetoplastea; Trypanosomatida; Trypanosomatidae
Product: putative adenylate kinase b
Exons: 1
Coding region: 1-690 (229 amino acids)
Biological process (GO): nucleobase-containing compound metabolic process
Cellular component (GO): cytoplasm; mitochondrion
Molecular function (GO): ATP binding; AMP kinase activity
Source: RefSeq, a predicted model, not a curated record
AUGAAGAUAGUGAUGGAAGGGCCCCCGAAAGGGGGCAAGACGACCGUCGCGUCUGUGGUGAAGGAGCGCUACGGCCUGUGCUAUGUGUCCACGAGCGAGGCCGUGCGAAAUGCGGUGCGCCUCGGCAAUAGUGCUUACAGCUCCCAGCUGAAGCAGCUGAUCGAUAAUGACGAGCCCAUUCCCGAUUCGCUUGAAGUGAAGGUUGUCAGCGAGGCCACGAGGCGGCCGGACUGCGUUAAUGGCUUCGUGCUGGACGGUUUUCCGCGCACCCGCAAGCAGUCGAGGCUGAUGCAAGAUUUGGAAAACGUAAAAGUCGACAUUGUGGUCGCGCUGGAGAUUUCGGACAGUGAGCUACAGACUCGCUUCGGCGGUCGCUGGUACCACCCCAAGUCGGGACGCAUCUAUCACACCUUCUACAACCCGCCCCUGACUGCAGGCAAGGACGACUACACCGGCGAGCCGCUGGUGCAGCACUUAGAGGACACGCCGGAGAGGAUCCGGCAGCGCAUGUCCCAGUAUCGCCAGCAGCUCAGCGAGGUGCGGAGCACCUUUGCCGGUAAUUCGUGGGUGACUGUGGAGGCAAGCGGCAAUGUGGAGUCUGUGCGGAACAACGUCUUCGCUGUGCUCGACCCUUUGUACUUUGCGCAAACCUCCAAGAAGGCGCCGAAGUCGUGGUGGAAAUUCUGGUGA